AUGGAGGAAAGGGAUUCAGAGCUGAGUCCAGAGAGCUUGGAAGAGAAGACAGUAGGUGACCAAUCUCACUUGGACAUCAAAGAACCUCAUGAACUGAAGAGUGUAGCCUGUAUCUUUGGCUUCACUAUCACUAUGUGUAUAGAUCCCAAGAGAAAGUUCUAUGAACAUCUUUCCCCCCAGAUUACAAGGCUCCCCAGGUUAUGUGGCCCACUCCCCACAGGUUAUAUGCGCCCUCUCGCCCCAGCUGAGAAACCAGAGGUGCUAACGGUUGCCAGGGCUAUGCACAGGGACAAGUUUGGACAUCAUGUGAAGCAGCUUUUCCAAUGGGAGAAGGAUGUGACACUGAAAGCUAUCCAGACCGGUCUUUACAUUGGUUGGCGCUGCCCCCAUUACCUAUGGGACUGCUACCGUAUUGGGAGUGAAUCAAAGUGCUUCUGUGGACACCUGCUCACCCAGCACCGGAUGGCUUCAGACAUAUCUGUUCCCUGCACCAUAAAUGGGUGCCGAUGUCAAAUGUUCUGCUUCAUCCCAUCACGACCAGAAGAAGUGGGAGAAUUCUGGCUUCAGAAACGAUCUGGUUUUGACCCCAAAACAUGGAGGGCCCUUUGUCGCUGCAAACACAACCACGAGGAGCACAGCCCCACAGGGGCCCAUGCCUGCCGACAUCGCGGCUGCCAGUGUAAUUUCUUCCAGUCAAAUUUCCUUUGUGCUGCAUGUGACCGACGAUGGGAAGAGCAUGAAACCUUCUUUGAAUCGGAGGAGACCAGGAGGCAAAGAGGAGGGAGAACAAGUGGAGCUGACUACAUGCCUUUUGCAGAGAUGCCUGUCCUCCGGAAUAUCAUCCUCCCUGCCUCGGAAUUUGAGGCCCUGGAGAAGCAGAGUCCUUCAGGUCCCUUUGGGCUUCCUGGACCUUCUGGUCCCCAGCCCAGCAAGCCCUUCUGA
Gracilinanus agilis (Agile Gracile Mouse Opossum) is the source of this 942-nucleotide messenger RNA. RefSeq names its product family with sequence similarity 221 member B (gene FAM221B). The coding region runs from base 1 to 942 and encodes 313 amino acids. The transcript has 6 exons. NCBI's taxonomy places the organism in Eukaryota, Metazoa, Chordata, Mammalia, Didelphimorphia, Didelphidae. The record is from RefSeq and is a predicted model, not a curated record.